Molecule: messenger RNA, 510 nt
Organism: Erigeron canadensis
Lineage: Eukaryota; Viridiplantae; Streptophyta; Magnoliopsida; Asterales; Asteraceae
Product: zinc finger protein ZAT18-like
Exons: 1
Coding region: 1-510 (169 amino acids)
Source: RefSeq, a predicted model, not a curated record
AUGCCAGGAACCAAACGCCAACUUGAUAACAUUGAGAAUUUCGCAAGAAAAAAUGCCACAUUCCUUGCUGCCCAACAAAACCCGAAACCCGAAAAGGGUAGUUGGAAGUGUAAAGACUGCACCAAUGAGUAUGAUACAUUUCAGGCGUUAGGCGGCCAUCGUGCGGCCGCCCACAAGUUUGGUACUUUACUAGAGACGGGCGAGGCGGGCCCGUCUUUAAAAAUCUUUUCCAAUCGCAAACUGCAUUACUGUAACGUUUGUGGGAAAGGGUUUCUUAUUGGGCAGGCAUUGGGUGGUCACAUGAGGAUCCAUUUUUCGAAGAAAAUAUGUCGUCGUAAAGUCGGGAAUUCUGCCAAGAUUGAGUCUUUUGGGCAUCUUGAUUCUGUUUCUUGUUCAAAGAUUGAGAAUGUGGGAACUAGUUUGAAGAAAGUUUUGAAAUUUGAUUUGAAUUUUACGCCUGAAGAGAAUGAGUCGAAAAAUGAUGUUAACAGGUUGGAGCAAGAUUCUUGA